AUGCGCUCCAGACUCCAGAAGCACAGCAGGCGGAUCGUGGCGGUGCUGUUAGCCGCGGUGGUGGCCGAGUUACUGUACGUGGUGGGUUCCAUCGCGAUAGUCGGGUCUGAAAAGUCGAUUCUGCCCAGCAUCGGGUCGUGGUUUGCGGCAUACAGCCCGCUCGCAGCGCUGACGUUCCAUGCGGAUCCUAACCGCAUGCUUCCCGGGCUUGUGUCCGGAAGCCGUGUGCGCCUGUCCGACGAGCUUCUGAGGCGCGCGCUGCAGAACAGCAAGCACGGCUCCACGGGCUCGCUGCAGCAGGUCACCCCGGGCGAUCUCGCAGAGUUCUACCGCAGCUGGAAGUUCGACACUUCGGUACGCUAUCUGGUCCCCUGUGUUGGGACGCAGACCUUCUUCGGCCGGCUCCAAAGGUCGAUCGACUCGCUCCAGGACCUGUUCCCAAAGAAGAACGCCAGUGCGACUGAGACGCAAGAGUCCUUGAUCAACACCGAGUAUCCAUUGCGCACGUACAACUACGACCCCAGAGUCGCCACCUCGGUUUACUUUGACGAAAUUCUACAUCGGGUCCACGAACAAGGUGAAGUGCCUUUUCUAACACACGAGACCACCGGCAACACGUAUCCCUCGUUGGAAAACAUCGGCAUCCCUUUCAACUGGUACGACUGGACGGACUCUCAGAUCAUAAGCGGUUUCAUAGAUCUACCGCAGUCGGAGAAGCCCCAGUGUAAGGACGUGGUUCGCAAGUACUUCGACGCCGAGAAAGUGAUUAAGUAUGAACGCAAAUUCGGAUACAAGCUAUUCGAGGAAGACAGAGUCAAAGGUUUGGUCGCCUCCAAAUUUCACAGCAGCGCGAACCUAAAGGGAAAUAUCCCCAAGGUUCCUCCUCAGGACUAUUGUGACGAAGAUACUCGCAACGUUCUGUUGCCAGGGUUCAGGUCGCGGGCCCCUUUGAACUUCUCUAGACCCGAGUUAUAUGCUUUACAAGCGCGUGUAGCUCUAUUUGCCUAUACUAAAUCGCCAAACUCCAUCACUUUUCUGAACCGAAAUGGGUCUGCCAUUCAGCUUCCGGUUCAAAAUCACGAACCGGUUAAUAAAGAAGGCUUGCCCCAACACGUUAUUUUUAAUGGUCUACUGGAAAACUAUCUGCAGCGCAAUGUUGAAUCAUAUCCUCAAAUUCCAGACUCUGAGAUCGAGUUUGAUAAUGUUCAAAAGUUUCAUGAGCUGAAGGAGGCCAUUUUCAGUCGGGAGCUCGACCAGACUGCAUCAUCGACCACGUCUUCUGAGGUACCACAGAAAAGCGCCGAUUUUAAAGCGAGCCCGGACAUGCCAUAUUUCAUUGAAAUGUCAGAGCAAGAUUUCGAAUUUGAUGCAAAGGCUAAGAUCAAGGAGCUGGAACAGCUCAAGACUAGAUCCCGCCAUCAACAAUUGUACUUGGAAUCUUUGCAAAACUCCAUAAACACACCUCAUAUGAAGUUGGGGAAAUACUUUCACGAAGCUGCCCACGUUGCUGAUUACAUUCAUUUGGGUCAUCAUUUCGAUGCCAGAUUUUUCAGGGGUAUACUCGAAAGAUCUGAGAUGCGCACGCGUUUGGAUGCCAUUGUUCGUGCGUAUCUGAACUUUGUUCACUCUAAUGGACUCAGUUCAUGGUUAUCACAUGGCACUUUGUAUGGAUGGUUAUACAAUGGCAUGGCAUUCCCUUGGGACGGAGAUCACGACAUGCAAAUGCCAAUUGUUCAUCUCAACAUUCUGGCUGAGAGAUUCAACCAAACUUUGAUUGUGGAAGAUCCAGAAGUCGGCAACGGUCGGUUUUUCCUUGACGUGACAGAUUCCAUCACUAGUCGUAUACACGGUAAUGGGAACAACAACAUUGAUGCUAGAUUCAUUGACGUUGAUUCUGGUCUUUAUGUCGAUAUUACUGGGCUGUCCGUGUCGUCCGCUGAACACCACGAGAGAUACAAACCAUUAGUAGAGGAAUUGGCAAAGUCUGAUAAGGACAAAGAAAACGUGCCAUUUUUCAAAGACCCCAAUAUUGUCGACGGAGUGACUGGCCCUGCUGCAGGAAAAGAGAAGAGCGAUGCCGACAAGGUGGGAGAGGAUCGGUACAACACAAACAAGCGCAUAAAGGUUUACAACUGUAGGAACCAUCACUUCAACCACCUUUCGGAACUUUCACCUCUGAGACUCACUUUCUUCCACGGUGCAAAGGCCUAUGUUCCUCAUCAAAGUGUUGAGUUGUUGAAGCAUGAAUAUCAUGUUCCUGAGGAGUACUCGUAUAUCGAAUAUUCCGGAAAAGUUUUUGUCCCUGAACUCCGUGUAUGGAUGGAUACCUCUACCCUUAACACCAUGGCCAAAGGUGCUGGAUCGCCCGUUCAUGUUGACACUGAUCACCUCAAAAACCCCACUUUCUCUGAAACCUCGUCACUUUUCCAAAACGCUGCCAUCUUGGCUGACUCAGCUGUUGAGACUAUGUUCACUUUUCUCUGGAACACAUUCCAAGUCUCCAUUUUCCGUCAGAAAGAAUUGGAAUUGAUGUAUGACGAGGGACAACCUAUGGAAGACAGAAAUGCCGCUUUGAAGGAGCUUGUCCGUAACAGGGCAUUCAAUGGUGGCUACAAAGAUCCGUUUCAAAAUCGGUUAGAGACGGUUGUAUGGUACAACCUUCUAGAUAGGAGUUCAGUGUCUUUCUACACAUUAGACAAAGCAUUGAAGACAAUGAAUUUGGAGAACGCUGAUCGUCUGCUGGACCUCAAUGUUCACAAAAUCCGUAAGGAAUUUUCAUGGGCGACUGAGGCUGGUUUUCAGUUUCCACCUAGUAAAAUCGACUUCAACCAUCGAGGCACCAGGUUUUUCACGAUGGGCGAAGACAUUAAAAAUAAAAUCUUCGCAUCAGAUCCUAAGGACCCAAAGGCUAAUAAUGCCAAUUAA
Molecule: messenger RNA, 2925 nt
Organism: Lachancea dasiensis
Lineage: Eukaryota; Fungi; Ascomycota; Saccharomycetes; Saccharomycetales; Saccharomycetaceae
Source: the annotation of a GenBank genome assembly